AAAUUUCAUGUUCUCAAUUGCCUAUAUAUAUUUGCUAUUAAUCUAUCAAUAAAUCAUGGCAAAUAUAUCUUGCCCUAUUGAAUUGGAGCCUAGGACUUUGAGUGGAGAACAACUAACUCAAGCAAGGGAACUAGCUGCUGAGGUGGUUCAAAAUAUGGAACCAAGUGAAGCAUCAACUGUGUUUUUUGAGGGGAUUAUGCAUCCAAUAAAGGAGGUCACACUCAUGGAUGAAAAUAAAUGCAAAAAUGAGAAAUUAAUUGAUUUCACAAAGAAGAAAGAGACUCUACCUUAUGAUGAGAAAGUUUACCAAUGCCAAUGUUCAAGUUCUACUGAAAUCCCUUUUUGUAUUGUUGGAGAAAAAGAGCCCCUUUCUGCACCAUUUUGAUUUUUGUGUUGUUUUAGCUGUUAAUGGUGUUUAUUUAAUUAUUUUAUAUGCCAAUAAAAUAUUCCUAUGUUUGGCCAAUUUUUUGUUUGAAAAUAAAAUAACUAGACAGUUAUGAUUAUUUCAUGAAAUAACUUUUCUUGUUCUUUUUUUAAUAUAAAAAAAGAUGUGGUUUCUGAUUUUUUUUUUUUCCAUCAUUAUAAGUGUAUAUAUAGUUUAAAGUCACACAACAUUCUGGGCCAUAUUGCGU
Vicia villosa (hairy vetch) is the source of this 632-nucleotide messenger RNA. RefSeq lists its product as uncharacterized. NCBI's taxonomy places the organism in Eukaryota, Viridiplantae, Streptophyta, Magnoliopsida, Fabales, Fabaceae. The transcript is spliced from 3 exons. Bases 56 to 385 code for a protein of 109 amino acids. The record is from RefSeq and is a predicted model, not a curated record.